CCUCCCUCCCCUCAUCGCGCCUCGUCCCAGCACAUCAUCUCCUCCACCUUUUUUCAUCGGCUGUCACCGUAGUCCACUCCAUCGCAACAUUCCCUCUCUACGAGUACUCCCGUACACGACCCAGAUCCUCCGUCACAAGGGAUGUUUGUUUCCUCUCUGUUGUAGUUGCACUCGAAAUCUACACUAUCCCAACUACCUCAGUAGCCAGUCUUGUGUUGUGUUGUGUGGCAUACUGGGAAAUAUCUGUUUUCCCAUGUCAUGCUACUGCCACUCCAUCUGCCCUUUAUCACAUCGCUUGACUGGCAUGUCACUACGGCCCUCACUUACUCUGUGUUGCUCGUGACAUCUCAUUCCUUUUGUUAGGGGUGUUUUGUUGCUCAAACAGACCCGUUCAACAUGAUGCCAGUUCUUUGUCUUCUUGGUUAGAAGACUACCCUUCACCACGAUCCCACUGAAUCCCCAUCACCGUCGUCGUCCUCACCUACCUAGCCAUGACCCUCCUCGACUUCUUCCGCAGCAUUCUGCGGCAUUUGGCGGCGAUGCUCCUCUUUCCCUCCACCCUCAAGACCAUGGCGGUGUCACCAAAGUCCUCAUCGACCAAGGUCACGGUGGUCGAGACCACAGCCGGCCCCUACACCCUCGAUUCUCUAAAGGACGAAAUCAUGCGCCUAUUCAGACAGCCUUGCACGAUGCGUCGAAUGUUGUCCAUGUCAUCUGCUCUUCGGAUUCAGUACAAGGCCAAAUUGCAAGACAGCCAAGCCUGCAUGCUACCCUCCUUCUGCCACACCUUACCGACCGGCCAAGAGAAGGGGACAUAUGUCGCCCUUGAUGUGGGUGGCUCUACGUUCCGAGUGGCUAUGGUGGAAUUAUGUGGAAGAGGUGGACAGCAGUCCCCCAUGACUGUCAAGCAUAUGAGCGCUUUCAAAAUUGAUGAACGCAUACGAAGACUGCCGUCUACACAGUUUUUUGAUUGGAUUGCUGGUAGAAUUCGAGACAUUCUACAAGCACACCCAGAAGAUUGGUCGCAGCAUGAGUCUGUGUCACUAGGGCUGGCCUGGAGUUUCCCCAUUGAACAAACAAGCCACCGGAGUGGAAAGAUGCAGGGUAUGGGGAAAGGGUUUGCCUGUCACGAAGACACCAUCGGUAUGGAUCUGGCUGGGUUGAUCGAGUCCGCAUGCUCUCGUCAGCAGAUUAAUGUCAAUGUCAAAGCAAUCAUCAACGAUUCUUCGGCCACACUCCUUUCUCAGGCUUAUAUUGAGCCUGCCACUUCCAUGGGGUUGAUUCUUGGUACUGGAACGAACGCGGCUGCAUUCCUUCCCGUGGCGUGUAUGGGAAGAUCCAAAUUCGGGGCACGAGAUUCAUCGUGGUUUGAAAAGGCAGACAAGGUUAUCACGAAUACCGAAAUAUCCAUGUUUGGGAAGUCGGUCCUACCGGAGACUCGAUGGGAUGAAGCAUUGAACCAACAACAUCAACGACCCGACUUCCAACCUUUAGAAUACAUGACCACUGGUCGUUAUCUCGGCGAGCUUCUCCGACUGAUUAUCCUUGAAGGCGUCGAAACGGGUGAAUUGUUCGAGGGAACCAUGCCACGUGUUUUGAGGGAACCGUACUCUCUGGACACCGAGAUAAUGGCCAGACUGGAAUUGGACAAGUCGAAGAAUGCCGAGGAUUCAAUUCCGGCAAUCCAAAAAGCUCUGGAGUUGCUAAAUCCCCCAACUACGAAAGAAGUUGCCUUCUUGCGAACGGCAGCCGAAGCAAUCUCAUAUCGGGCAUCUGCAUACAUAUCUGUGGCCAUCCAUGCCUUAUGGGCUUUGCAGAAAGAUUCUGAUAUUAAUCCCAAGUCAGCGUCGGGUGUGCCAAGGACUUCAAUUGCGUGUAAUGGAAGUGUCAUCCUCAAAUACCCGGGGUUCAAGAGCAGAUGCGAAGAAUUUCUUCGACAGAUGUUGUCAGAAGAAGGGCGACGAUCUGUUCCCGAAGAGAUUGUACUCCGGCCGACCGAUGAAGCUGCGAUUUUUGGUGCUGCCGUGGCUGUCGCACUAGCCGAUGUCCCUUGAGCUUUUCGGGUGCUUCGGAUGAUCCUCCCAAGUUUACCGAUGCUUGAGACGUUGAAGGGUGUUACCACUACUGCAAGUCGCCUGAAAAGAGCCGGCAGAUUGAGUGCUGCAAAUGUCACUCAACAUUGACACAGGACAUACCUGACCUCUAGCGAAGUCUCGGAGCUCAACACUAAGAGUUUCCGUCGACACAUAGUAGCUUUCCAACGCACCCAGAUUCCUUCGUUGCAUGUGUUGAGGCUGGUCCUGUCUGUUGGACAUACCGCAUAGCCACUGGUGAAGCAGCACGAGCUUCAUUCAGGUGGCGAAGAAGAUUCUUAUUGGCGAACUGACUGUCGGGUGUCGUCGGCGAUGAUGAUGAUUGCCGUGACCAGAGCCAAAUACCUAGGUAUAUGUUCAGGCAGAGAUAUGCUCCGGCGUUGGGAUAGUCCUGCUUGCGGGAUUUAGAACGUAUACGGAUGAAAGGAGCGUUGUCUUGGAAAGAGGGCUUUGGAGAAACUGUGCGGAAUAGAGCUUGUUGUGGUAUAGCACAGAACAGAUAGAUUGAUGCAAUGCUGUAAUGGCAAUAUAUAAUGCAAAUACAUAUCAUGAAACACGC
This is a messenger RNA of Exophiala oligosperma, 2652 nucleotides long. RefSeq lists its product as uncharacterized. Gene Ontology annotation, biological process: intracellular glucose homeostasis; glycolytic process; glucose 6-phosphate metabolic process. Gene Ontology annotation, molecular function: fructokinase activity; D-glucose binding; mannokinase activity. Gene Ontology annotation, cellular component: mitochondrion; cytosol. NCBI's taxonomy places the organism in Eukaryota, Fungi, Ascomycota, Eurotiomycetes, Chaetothyriales, Herpotrichiellaceae. The record is from RefSeq and is a predicted model, not a curated record. Bases 492 to 2054 code for a protein of 520 amino acids. The transcript has a single exon.